AUGCUGAAGAUCUCACUGCUUGCAAGGGACAACAACAGCGAGCCCAAGUCCUGGGAUGAUGGGUCCAAGUCACUCUCGGAGAGUAGCAGUAGCAUCACUUCAGAGAGUGUCCGUCCUGAAGAGGAAGCCAAUGGAUUAUCGAUUAUGCAAACCUUGAUUCACUUAUUGAAAUGCAACAUUGGCACGGGGCUCCUGGGACUUCCUCUGGCCAUGAAAAAUGCCGGCUUAUUGGUCGGUCCUUUCAGCCUGCUUGCCAUCGGGAUCCUCACCGUGCACUGCAUGGUCAUCCUGUUGAACUGUGCUCAUCACCUAAGUCAGAGACUGCAAAAGACUUUUGUGAACUAUGGAGAGGCCAUGAUGUACAGCCUCGAAACCUGCCCAAAUGCCUGGCUGAGGACCCACUCAGUGUGGGGAAGGUACACUGUCAGCUUUUUAUUAAUCAUCACCCAAUUGGGCUUCUGCAGUGUUUAUUUUAUGUUUAUGGCAGACAAUUUACAACAGAUGGUGGAAGAAGCCUACGUGACCUCCAACACCUGCCAACCCAGGAAGAUCCUGGUGCUGACCCCCACCCUGGACAUUCGUUUCUACAUGCUGACAAUCCUGCCCUUCCUGACCCUGCUGGUGUUUAUCCAGAACCUCAGGGUGCUGUCUGUCUUCUCAGCACUGGCCAAUAUCACCACCCUGGGGAGCAUGGCUCUGAUCUUUGAGUAUAUCGUGCAGGAGAUUCCAGAUCCCAGGAACCUACCCUUGAUGGCAAGCUGGAAGACUUUCUUGCUGUUCUUCGGUACAGCCAUCUUCACGUUUGAAGGCGUCGGUAUGGUUCUGUCUCUCAAAAACCAGAUGAAGCAUCCACAGCAGUUUUCUUUUGUUCUGUACUUGGGGAUGUCCCUUGUCAUCGUCCUCUACAUCUGCCUGGGGACACUGGGCUACAUGAAGUUUGGGUCGAACACCCAGGCCAGCAUCACCCUCAACUUGCCCAAUUGCUGGUUGUACCAGUCGGUCAAGCUGAUGUACUCCAUCGGCAUCUUCUUCACUUAUGCCCUCCAGUUCCACGUGCCAGCUGAGAUCAUCAUCCCCGUCGUCAUCUCCCAGGUGUCAGAGAGCUGGGUGCUGUUUGCAGACCUGUCUGUCCGCACGGCCUUGGUCUGUCUGACCUGUGUCUCAGCCAUCCUCAUACCCCGCCUGGACCUGGUCAUCUCCCUGGUGGGCUCCGUGAGCAGCAGUGCCCUGGCCCUCAUCAUCCCACCCCUCCUGGAGCUCAUCACCUUUUACCCUGAAGACAUGAGCUGUGUCACCAUUGCAAAGGACAUCAUGAUCAGCAUCCUGGGCCUUUUGGGGUGUGUAUUUGGAACAUACCAAGCCCUCUAUGAGUUGAUCCAACCCAUCAACCAUUCCAUAGGCAACUCCACAGCUGUCUAUGCAUAA
Balaenoptera ricei (Rice's whale) is the source of this 1425-nucleotide messenger RNA. RefSeq names its product solute carrier family 36 member 3 (gene SLC36A3). Gene Ontology annotation, molecular function: L-proline transmembrane transporter activity; glycine transmembrane transporter activity; amino acid:proton symporter activity. The record is from RefSeq and is a predicted model, not a curated record. Gene Ontology annotation, biological process: glycine transport; L-alanine transport; proline transmembrane transport. The coding region runs from base 1 to 1425 and encodes 474 amino acids. The transcript is spliced from 10 exons. NCBI's taxonomy places the organism in Eukaryota, Metazoa, Chordata, Mammalia, Artiodactyla, Balaenopteridae. Gene Ontology annotation, cellular component: vacuolar membrane.